Adineta steineri is the source of this 2193-nucleotide messenger RNA. NCBI's taxonomy places the organism in Eukaryota, Metazoa, Rotifera, Eurotatoria, Adinetida, Adinetidae. The record is from the annotation of a GenBank genome assembly.
AUGCAACAAGAUCCUUUAAAAAUAUCUCCAAUUAAAGCUGUUCAUGAUUUAGCUCGACGAAAUAAAAUAACCGCUGAAUACCAACUUGAAAAAGAGACAGGUCCAGCUCAUGCAAAAAUUUAUACUAUACGACUUCGUUUUGGUGAAAAAGAAUAUAUCGGUAUUGAUCGAAGUAUUAAAUUAGCACAACGUUCUGCUGCACAAACAGCUCUUAAUGAACAUAAACAUUUAUCAACUUCGGAUAAUUUGAUUCAAAAAACAAACAUAUCUCAAUCUCCAGCUGUUAUUUUAAAUACUUGGGCUGCUCGUCAUCAUGUUCCUACUCAAUAUAUAUUGUUAAAUGAACAAUAUCUUACUCCACCAAUGAAUUCGUCAUGGAGUCGUCCUCGUGUAAUGUUUUUUUAUCGUCUCUAUUUUGGACAAGAUAUAUAUUUCGAUGGACAUGGUUUAUCACAUCAAGAAGCUCGAAUGAAUUGUGCACAUCAAGCAUUACGUUUUAUAAAUCAAAAUCAAAUGCCUCUUAUCAUAUCAAUACCAUCACAAGCACAAGAAAAAUCCCAAAUUUCUCUUAUGUACGAACGUGCUAAACAACUUGGACUUUCAGUUCAAAUUGUACAUGAAGAUCCAUUAAAAGUAACAUAUCGUGUUGGUGAACAAUAUUCUACAGUUGGUACUGGUCAAACAAAACAUGAAGCUAAACAAAUAGCAGCCGAAAAAAUGUUAGAAAUUUUACCAAUACCAAUUGAUAACUCACAACCAAAAACAAAACAAAAAUCAGCUCGUAAUCAUAGUAAUCAACAUAAAAAAUUUAUUGAACAAAAAGGUUCAAAUAAUUAUAGUUUAUCAGAAGAAAUCAAUCCAAUUACACGUCUUUAUCAAAUCGGACAAGCACGUGAUAUAAAAAUCGAAUUUAUUCAAUUAGAAUAUUCAUUGAAUGAUAAACAAUUUCAUUUUCAAGUUCGUUUUGGUGAAAAUGAUUUUGCUGAUGGUUAUGGAAAGAAUAAACAAGCAGCAAAACGAAUAGCAGCUGAAAAUUUACUUACAAAAUUAAAUCCUGAUAUCUAUGGAUCAAUAAAUAUAACAUUACCACCACCACCCAUCAAAGGUUUACUUAAACGUGAUGAAAAUUCUCAUAAACAACAUCAACAAGAAAAAAAACAUGUACAUUUUCUUGAAGAACAAAUCAAUGAACAUGAAAAAACUGAUUUUAAUCAUCAAUCAACAAUAACUAUUAAACAACAAUUAAUAAAUGCAUGUCAAAAAUUAAAUAUUCAUAUACAAUAUGAUGAUCAAUUAAUAACAAAUGAUGAAAAUCAAUAUCAAUCAAUAUUAAGUUUAUCAAAAGAUAAUCGUCUACUUGCACAAUUUCGUGGUCAUGGACUAUCAUUAAUACGUGCACAAGAAAAUGUAUCAACGAUAGCUUGGAAAACUCUACGACAAUUAUUUAAAAGUUUAAUAGAAAAAUCAAAAUUUAAUGAUUUAUUAAAUGAAUUUGGUUGGACAGAAGAUUGUUUAUUGAAAGAAAAAGAAACAUUAAUUCAAUGUCCAAUUGAUCGAGGACAUCGAUUUCCGACUCAUUCAAAACAUAUAAAAAAUUGUCAAUUAAUAAAAGAAGGUUUUUCAAAAGACUAUCUGAAAGAAUUAGCUGAAUAUAAACAAGAAAAACAAUUACUUAAACAAUCUGAUAUUUCUUUUACUCCAUCAAUACUUAGUCAUAUUAUUCAUCGAUCUUUACCAAUUAAAAAUGAUAUUCCUUUAAAUAUUGAACAAACAACAAUUUUGUUAACACCUAAUGAACGAUGUUUAAUUGCUCAAUCUGUACAUAAUGAAGCGAUGCGUUUAGGAAUUGUACCAUCAAUUGUACUUCCAAAUAAUGAUAAUCAUUCUAUUGAAUCAGAACAUUCGAAUCUAACUCAACAAAUAGAUAAAUUAGCUGAAUUACGUGAUCAAAAACGUCGUCGACCGAAAUAUACAACUCGAACAAAUAUGAAAUCUUUAUAUGACAGUGCUCGUGACAUGAUCGAUCAUGAAAUGACAUUAAUUAAACAAAUGCAUCAUCAAAAUGAAUCCAAUAAAGAUAAUGUAAAAAAAUCUAAACAUAAACAUCGUUCAUCAUCGAAAAAAAAACAUCGAUCUAGUCGUAGUACUAGUGAUAAACAUCAUCGACAUUCUAAAAAAAGACGAACUAGUUAA